Messenger RNA from Perca fluviatilis (European perch), 1494 nucleotides. RefSeq names its product polycomb complex protein BMI-1-like. NCBI's taxonomy places the organism in Eukaryota, Metazoa, Chordata, Actinopteri, Perciformes, Percidae. Gene Ontology annotation, molecular function: promoter-specific chromatin binding; metal ion binding. Gene Ontology annotation, cellular component: PRC1 complex. The transcript has 9 exons. The record is from RefSeq and is a predicted model, not a curated record. Gene Ontology annotation, biological process: negative regulation of transcription by RNA polymerase II. The coding region runs from base 139 to 1140 and encodes 333 amino acids.
AAAAUGGGCAGUCCUCUGACGGGGCUGAAAAAAGCCAUUUUCUGGCGCUGCUGCAAAUUCUGUCCAAGUCCAAAUAAUUGAGCUGGGUCCUGGUUGUGGAGGAGAGGGGAACUUUGAUGUCUAAUCAGAUCUGUCCAGAUGGAUAAAAUGCAGCCCAACCGGAUUCAAAUCACAGAUCUGAAUCCACACCUUACGUGCCCACUGUGCGCUGGUUACUUAAUUGAUGCUACGACCAUAGUAGAGUGCCUGCACUCCUUUUGUAAAACUUGCAUCGUUGCCUUCCUGGAGACAAAUAAGUUCUGCCCUCGAUGUGACGUUCAGGUUCACAAGACAUGUCCACAGCUCAGCAUCAGAGCAGACAAAACUCUACAAGAUAUAGUUUAUAAGCUUGUUCCGGGGUUAUUCAAAGAUGAGAUGAAACGGAGGCGGGACUUCUACGCAGAGAACCGUGUGCUGGAACCAGGGGAAGUGGUGGAGACGUUUAACAUAGCAGAGGAUGAAAUCAUCAGUCUGUCUAUACAGUUCUACGAGAGGAACAAAAAUAAUGAGAGGCAGCAUUCAGAGAUGGAAGGAGACAAGUCCAAUGGUAAACGCUUCCUGCAGUGCCCAGCAGCCAUGUCCGUCAUGCACUUAGCAAAGUUCCUCCGAAGCAAGAUGGAUAUUCCCAACAACUAUCGGGUGGAGGUGUUGUAUGGAGACGAGCCCUUGAAGGACUACUACACACUAAUGGAUAUUGCCUACUUCUAUGAGUGGAGACGAACUGGACCCAUCCCCCUGCAGUAUCUGGUCAAACCCACCCGGAAGCGCAGGAGGCCGUCCCAGUCUGUAGCCCAGGGCCACUCCGACGGCGUCAACACCAGCCCAACAUCGGAGAGCGACUCCCAAAGCGACAAAGUCCACAGUCCCGCCGCAGCCCAGCCACCGCGAGCCUCCUCGCAGUCCGGCGCCGCGUCCCACAACCUCUCUCCCACCAUCCAAAGCUCCAACGGUACCACUGUGCCCAACAACACUCAGCGACACACGCUCGCCUCCAAACAGGGCGCCAACGCUCGGAAGGUGACUGUCAACGGCACGAGCUCUGGGGCUGGCAAAGAGGAGGCGAGGGGAGGCGACAAAAGCGGUUUGCCUCCGACGACCUAACGUGUGUACGGGGCAGCAGGGAGGACAGUGUUUGAAUUGCUCCCUUCUUUUCUUUCUACAAAAACAAAAAAAAAACUGAGGAGCUCGAGCCUUCUUCCUUCUGGACAAACAGGAGGCAGAUUACUGUUAUCAUCUGUCAGCAGGAAAGACUGAAAAGUGCAGCCAAAAAGACACUUGUGUGUGUGUGUGUGUGUGUGUGUGUGUAUGUGUGUGUGUGUGUGUGUGUGUGUGUUUGUGUGUGUGCGUGUGUUUAUGUUUGUUAGACUAGAACAGUGCACACAUAAAAACUGUACAGUAUGUAUCAAAUGUGAGCAUGUGUGCAUACAUAUGUAUAAACUUAUCUUUUAUACAAGA